This is a messenger RNA of Drosophila persimilis, 3078 nucleotides long. RefSeq names its product 5-hydroxytryptamine receptor 2A (gene 5-HT1A). Gene Ontology annotation, molecular function: G protein-coupled amine receptor activity. Bases 538 to 3078 code for a protein of 846 amino acids. Lineage: Eukaryota; Metazoa; Arthropoda; Insecta; Diptera; Drosophilidae. Gene Ontology annotation, biological process: adenylate cyclase-activating adrenergic receptor signaling pathway. The record is from RefSeq and is a predicted model, not a curated record. The transcript has 9 exons. Gene Ontology annotation, cellular component: membrane.
ACACUGCCGGAACAACAGCAACAAUAGCCACACAACAGCAACAGCAGCAUCAAAUCAGUAAGAGGAAGUCGAAACAGAACAGAACAGAAAGAAAAGAACAGAACAGAGGGAAAGAAAAGCGAAAGCGAAAGCCAAAAGCCAAAAUUGUAAAUGCUCCGUGUAAACACUUGAAAGCUCGUUAGGAUAAUACAUCCUGUGUCUGCCACCACACACACACACACACACACACGCACACACACAAAUAAACGAGAAAGGGACAUCGGUAGAGGGCACAAAGGGCAUCUCCUUGUGUCACCAUGCGCCGCCAACAGUGUCUGAGUAGCCGCCAUCAGGACAAGCAGCAGCACCUCAGCCAGUACUACCAGCACAGCCACAGCUGCACCCACACUCACAGAGCCACACAGCAGGUACAGGACGAGUGCCCUUUUCAGGCCAUUGCCAUUGCAUAGUCGCGCUUCCGUUUCCGUCUGCUCACUCGCUUGCCUCAUUUCCGCUGCGGCUGCAAUUAAGCGAACAACCCCGAAAAGUAUCAGCAAAAUGGCGCGCGAGACCAAAUUUAACGAUGCACUCGACUACAUUUACAUAGCCAAUACCAUGAAUGAUAACGCCUAUCUCAUAGCGGAGCCCCAGCCCGAUCUCCCCGAUGACGACCACGACAAGGACGAUGAUGAAGAGGAGCAGGAGGCAGAGGAUACGAACAAUAACAAGCAGAGAAAGCAUUACUAUGGCUCUGGGCCUGAAAAGAGAAAACAUUUCCGGAGCUCCCUAGCGCUGAGUGCAACUACCACCGACCCUACCACCGGCCCUACCUCACCCCUGACCACAGCCGCACUAGCCGCAGCGGCAGCGAGUGCCUCAGUGGCCGCCGCAGCAGCCAGGAUCACAGCCAAGGCUGCCCACCGAGCUCUGACCACCGCAGGAGGAUCGAGCAAUGGCAAAGAGGUGGCGUUGGCGACGGCGACGGCGACAGCGACAGCGACGGCGACGACGCUCCAGCUUAUCGAUCUGGACAACAAUUAUACGAAUGUGGCCGUGGGCCUGGGGGCGAUGCUGCUCAAUGAAACACUCCUUCUGGAGGGCAGCAACAACGACUCAAUGCUGGGCAUCUUCGGUGACAUGGGGAAUCGGAGCGGGCAACUGGAUAUGGCCAAUGGCAGUGCGGGGAUCAAUGUGACGACCAGCGAAGUGGCAGAAGAUGAUUUCACGCAUCUGCUGCGGAUGGCAGUAACCUCGGUGCUGCUUGGCCUGAUGAUACUGGUCACCAUCAUUGGCAAUGUGUUUGUUAUAGCCGCCAUCAUAUUGGAGCGAAAUCUGCAGAACGUGGCCAAUUAUCUGGUGGCCUCGCUGGCCGUGGCCGAUCUGUUUGUGGCCUGCCUGGUGAUGCCCCUUGGAGCCGUUUACGAGAUCAGCCAGGGCUGGAUACUCGGCCCGGAGCUGUGCGAUAUCUGGACCUCCUGCGACGUCCUCUGCUGCACUGCCUCCAUUCUGCACUUGGUGGCCAUUGCCGUGGAUCGCUAUUGGGCGGUGACCAACAUUGACUACAUCCAUUCGAGGACCAGCAACCGGGUCUUCAUGAUGAUCUUCUGUGUGUGGACGGCGUCGGUGAUUGUCUCGCUGGCGCCGCAGUUCGGCUGGAAGGAUCCGGACUAUCUGCAGCGCAUCGAGCAGCAGAAGUGCAUGGUCUCGCAGGAUGUCUCCUAUCAGGUCUUUGCCACCUGUUGCACGUUCUAUGUGCCGCUGCUUGUUAUCCUGGCGCUUUAUUGGAAAAUCUAUCAAACGGCCCGCAAACGCAUUCAUCGUCGCCGACCGCGUCCGGUCGAGACGGCCGUCAAUAAUAAUCAGCCGGAUGGAGGUGCGGCAAGCGAUACAAAACUUAAUCGACUGCGUCUACGCCUUGGAAGAUUCUCAACGGGCAAGACCAAGGGCGGAAACCUAGCCGGAGGAGCUGGAGGAGGGGCGGCAGCAGCAGCAGCAGCGGCAGGAGGCGGUGGUGGGGGCUCCACUGGCACGGCCCUGUGCCUGGUCGAAGGCAACUCAACAAAUACGGUCAACACUGUGGAGGACACCGAGUUCAGUAGCUCGAAUGUGGAUAGCAAGAGUCGUGCUGGCGUCGAGGCACCCAGCACAUCGGGCAACCAGAUAGCCACCGUCUCCCACCUGGUGGCCCUGGCCAAGCAGCAGGGCCAGGCGGCAACAAAGUCGGUGGCAACCAAUGGCGCUGUAGAGAUUGGCAACGGAAAGCAGGAGGCAGCAGCCACAACCGCAACAUCAGCAACGCCGGCGGUGGCCACGGGCACAGCAUCAGCAGCAGCGUUAGCAGCAGCAUCGCCCACAGAGGAUGGGGAGGACAGCGCACUGGGCAAGGCGAAUGGCUCUGGGGUUGCCGUGGAGGUGCUUGAGGAUCCGCAACUGCAACAGCAGCUGGAACAGGUGCAGCAGAUACAAAAAACUGCCAAAUCCGGUGGCGGUGGGGCCAGCACUUCGAAUGCCACCACGAUUACAUCGAUAUCGGCACUCUCCCCGCAGACACCCACUUCGCCGACAGGGGGUGAGGGCGGCCCAGUGGCACCGCAGGCCGCCGGUCCGAUGACGGCAAGAACCAGUACGCUGACAAGCUGCAACCAGGAACAUCCGCUGUGCGUCUCUACCAGCUCCAUACCCGUGACGCCCGAGCCGCGAUCCAAGCAGCACCCAGGCUCGGCCGCAGCCGGAGCACCCCAUCCGACGGCGUCCCAUCAGCAGCUGUCGAGCAUUGCCAAUCCCAUGCAGAAGGUGAACAAGCGCAAGGAGACGUUGGAGGCGAAGCGCGAACGGAAGGCGGCCAAAACACUGGCCAUCAUCACGGGCGCAUUCGUGGUCUGCUGGCUGCCCUUCUUCGUGAUGGCCCUGACGAUGCCACUGUGCGACGCCUGCCAGAUCAGCGACAGCGUGGCCUCGCUCUUCCUCUGGCUGGGCUACUUCAACUCCACCCUGAAUCCGGUUAUCUACACCAUCUUCAGCCCGGAGUUCCGGCAAGCUUUCAAGCGCAUUCUAUUCGGCGGACACCGACCAGUCCACUAUCGCAGUGGGAAGCUUUAG